AUGGUCGGCGCACCCCCCCUCACCGGCAUCAAGGUGCUCGAGUUUGCCGGCCUCGCUCCCGGUCCCUUUGCGGGCAUGAUGCUCGCCGACGCGGGCGCCACGGUGCUGCGCGUGAACCGCCACAACGACGCCCCGCAGGACAUGCUCGCGCGGCACAAGGCGUCCAUUGCCGUGGACCUCAAGUCGGCGGGCGGCAUCGCGCUGCUCAAGACGCUCCUCGCGUCGGGCGGCGUCGACGUGCUCAUCGACCCGUUCCGGCCGGGCGUGCUCGAGCGCCUCGGUCUCGGGCCGGAGCCGCUCCUGCAGCUCAACCCGCGGCUCGUGUACGCGCGCAUCACGGGCUACCGGCGGGACGGGCGGUACGCGCACAUGGCGGGCCACGACAUCAACUACAUUGGCGUGUCGGGCGCGCUGUCGCUGCUCGGCGCCGCCGGCCAGCGGCCGCAGCCGCCCGUCAACAUCCUCGGCGACUUUGCCGGCGGCGGCGCCACGCUCUUCCAGGGCAUCCUGCUCGCGCUGCUCGCCCGCGCGACCACCGGCCGCGGCCAGGUCGUCGAGGCCAACAUGGUCGACGGCAGCUCGUACCUGGCCACGUUCCCGCGCAUGGCGCGCGCCACGCCGCUCGCCGACAAGCCGCGCGGCCAAAACACCCUCGACGGCGGCUGCCCCUGGUACGGGUGCUACGAGACCGCCGAUGCGCUGUGGGUCACGGUCGGCGCGCUCGAGCCGCAGUUCUUUGCGCAGCUCGUCGCCGGCCUCGGGCUGGCCGGCCGCGGGUGGGAGGACGAGCGCGGCGACGAGGAGCGCUGGCCGGAGCUGGCCGCGCUGUUUACCGACAUCUUCAAGACCAAGACGCGUGCCGAGUGGGAGGCCGUGUUUGACGGCACGGAUGCCUGCGUCGCGCCCGUGCUCGACUACGAUGAGCUGCGGACGGAUCCCGGCCGCGAGGGCGACCAGCGGCCCGCCGUGACACUGAGGGACACGCCGUGGUAUGCUGUGCAUGACGAGCCCGGCACGCUCGCCGACGCGGACCGCGGCCAGGGCAAGGGUGUGGAGGGGGCCGGGUACACGCCGACGCUGCUCGACGUCGGCGAGGGCGGCGACGAGGUCCUCGGCGCGUGGCUCGGAUGGAAGCGCGGGACGCACUACGAGGAUAAAGAUGGGCGAGGCAUCACGCUGGUAAAUGACAAGGCCAAGAUCUAG
Messenger RNA from Cordyceps militaris CM01, 1203 nucleotides. RefSeq names its product alpha-methylacyl-CoA racemase. The record is from RefSeq and is a predicted model, not a curated record. The transcript has 2 exons. Gene Ontology annotation, molecular function: catalytic activity. The coding region runs from base 1 to 1203 and encodes 400 amino acids. NCBI's taxonomy places the organism in Eukaryota, Fungi, Ascomycota, Sordariomycetes, Hypocreales, Cordycipitaceae.